Daphnia pulicaria is the source of this 2125-nucleotide messenger RNA. RefSeq names its product putative fatty acyl-CoA reductase CG5065. Lineage: Eukaryota; Metazoa; Arthropoda; Branchiopoda; Diplostraca; Daphniidae. Gene Ontology annotation, cellular component: peroxisome. The record is from RefSeq and is a predicted model, not a curated record. The coding region runs from base 314 to 1807 and encodes 497 amino acids. Gene Ontology annotation, molecular function: alcohol-forming very long-chain fatty acyl-CoA reductase (NADP+) activity. Gene Ontology annotation, biological process: long-chain fatty-acyl-CoA metabolic process. The transcript is spliced from 8 exons.
AGCAUUGGGCAACAGGUUAGAAAACAAGAAGAAAUAUAAGGCGAAAGGCGAAAGCUCUCGACGUCAAUUCACUAGAACUUACUUCGGGGAGCGGUUCUCGUUAGUGCCCUCUGUCCUCCCCAACUACCCGUCGACCUCAAUCAAGCGGAUAAGCCAGUUUACUUACCUUUCGUGUAACGACAGUUUCUCGCCACACGCCCAUUGAAUCAGUUGGAGAAAAAACACAACGAUCCCGAAUGUCAGUUUGAGGGGGAAAAUCGUGGAGUUCAAGUUCACAUUUAUUUCACAGAAAUCACGCAAAAAAUAAAUAAACAUGGAGUCAACGAGCAUUGUCGAGUUCUACAAGGGGCGUUCUAUUUUCAUCACUGGAGCGACGGGUUUCAUGGGAAAAGUGCUAGUGGAGAAGCUACUGAGAUGUUGUCCUGGAAUUGAACGUCUCUAUCUGCUGAUGAGACCCUCGAAGGGACAAAGCGUUGAAUAUCGCCUUCAAGAGUUGAUCAACAAUCAGAUUUUCGACGAAGUCAAGAAACAGCAGCCAAACGUCAUGAGCAAAGUCACACCUGUUACGGGUGAUGUGACUUUCCCGGGGUAUGGAUUGUCGCAAUCCGAUUUGCGACUCUUAAUCGAAAACGUUUCUGUUGUUUUCAAUUCGGCCGCCACGAUCAAAUUCGACGAAGAGCUCAAAGAUGCUCUCGAGAUGAACGUUAAAGGUCCCAUGCAGUUACUUGAAAUUUGCCGUCAAAUGAAACAACUCGAGGCUUUCGUGCACGUGUCAACGGCUUUUAACAACCUUGAUCGCGAAGAAAUGAAGGAGGAAGUUUAUCAUUCAAAAGUUGACCCAGUGAAAUUAAUCGAGCUGCUGGACUGCCUUGAAGACAGCGUCGUGAAAAAUAUCGCGACAGAAUUACUUGGCAAUUGCCCAAACACCUACACCUACACUAAAGCGCUUGCGGAGCAAUUGUUGGAGCAACGAUGCGGAAGCGUUCCGUUGACGAUUGUCAGACCCUCAAUCGUGACUGCAGCAUUGAAAGAACCCGUUCCCGGCUGGGUUGACAACAUGAAUGGAGCCACAGGAACAAUCGCAGCUGUCGGGAAAGGAUUCUUUCGUGUCAUGAAGAUCAACGCAGAUCUGAUCAGCGACAUCAUUCCUGUUGACUACCCAAUUAAUCUUAUGAUUGCUGCCGCUUGGCAUACUGCUACUCGGCGGCCGAAUAAUGUCACCGUCUACAGUUGCACGACGGGCCAUCAAAAUCCGCUCACUUGGGGCCUUUUGCAGCGUUGGUCUUUGGACUCUUGGAUGAAGUUCCCUACCAAAGAUAUGAUGUGGUAUCCUAGUGCCUAUUUUACGAUCAACGACAUUUGGCUCAAAGCGAACGAGGCCGUAUUCCAUACCUUGCCGGCCCAUCUAUUCGAUUUAUUCAACUCCUUGACAGGCAAGCGCGCUCGAUGGGUCCGGUUAUACGCCAAAGCUAAUCGUGCUUUUUCCUGUUUGGAAUUCUUCACGACGCAUCAAUGGCGAUUCAUCAGCAACAACCCCAUUCGCUUGCUGGACGAGAUGUCGGCACAAGAUAGGAAAACUUUCUACAUUGAUGUCCGCGAGAUAGAAUGGAAAAGCUACUUUGAAACUUUCAUACUUGGAGCUCGUCGUUUCGUUCUUAAAGAUGAUCCCAGCACUUUACCGCUUGCUAGAAGCAACCUACAAAGAUUGUACAUGAUUCGACUACUGCUACGUCUGAUUUUAUUCUCUUGUUCCUUACUCGCCGUCAGGGGCAUCAGAAAUAUCGGCCGCUCCUUUGUUAAGUCCUAAAGCAUUUAACUUGAAGAGAUAAAAAUUGCGCACUUUAUUAUACCGAUUCACAGUUAUACAAAGAUAAAAUCAAAUGUUUCGUGCCUUUAUUGAAGUUUGUGUUGGAGCCUCUGCUGCUUCGUGAACUUAGACAGCUAUAAUAUACCUAGGAGAUAAAACCUGAACAACUGCGCCGUUUGUCGAAUACUCAGCACCAUUUCCUACCAGUUUAUAAAACAAGCUCGUAGAUCGCUCUAUUGUUACGCUUACACUUUCGUUUGCCUCCUGUGUAUGUGUUGUGCCGGGAAAUAGAGAGAGAGAAAAAAGGGAAAGGUUGAA